AACAUAAAUUUCAGGAAAAAAAACCGUAAAAAAGAGAAACCUUUUGGAUUGAAAUCACUUACUUCUCCUCCGCCGUAACGGGAAAAAGAUGGGGUUAGGUUACGCCGUCGGAGUCGUCGGGUUUCUGUUUCUCGCACACGCCGCCUACUCCACUAUCCAGUAUAGAUCUUUGCUGAAGAUUACAGAAGAGGAGUUCACAGGGCCACCAGUCACUGUAGUUAUGGAGCUGGUUGCAGGAUUGUUUUUCUGUUUGUGGGCUGCUUUGACUGUGCCUGGCAAAUUCUUGUCGAUUCUCCCUCAAUCAGAUGAGAAACAGGUGAGUUUAAGCGUUUAA
Molecule: messenger RNA, 334 nt
Organism: Salvia splendens (bonfire salvia)
Lineage: Eukaryota; Viridiplantae; Streptophyta; Magnoliopsida; Lamiales; Lamiaceae
Product: membrane magnesium transporter
Exons: 3
Coding region: 89-334 (81 amino acids)
Cellular component (GO): plasma membrane; early endosome; Golgi apparatus
Source: RefSeq, a predicted model, not a curated record